ACCAGCCUUAAGGAUUCGGAAGAACAAGACCCUAGUCUGCAGUUUAAUGUCGUGUUUCGGUUUUAACACCAAGAAAAUUCUUCCCCAGCUGCAAUUUUCCCCAUAUUAAAGUGUCUCCGCCCGCACCAUGUCCAGCAUCCAGCUGCUCCGGGUGCUGGUGAACGAGCGGCUCUCCGCGGCGGCAGAUGAGAUCUUCGAGGCGGUGAAGAAAACCAUUUCAGACUAUGAGGAGGAGCUGCUGCUCUCCAAGCAGGAGCUCCACCGGCAGCGGAGGAUGCUCCAGGUGGUGGCCGAGCCUCCGGGCAGUCCAGGUGGACACUCAGAGGAACCCCAGUUGACGCUGUGCGUCUGGGACGAGGACUUCACCUCUGACCAUCAGCAGAAAGAAGAGCCCAACGAGCUGGAAUGGAGCUUGGACACAAACCGCAAUCCCUGCAGCCCCGGGGGGCGGAGCCAGGAGCUGGAGGACAGCAGCAUCAUCAAGGUCAACUUCAUGCCUCCCUUUGUCAGAAACGUCGGCAGUUCAACAGAGUUCAGCGAGGCGAUGGUUAAAGAGGAAGAGGAGGAGCCUCUCCCGAGCACGUCGACGCAGCCGGACGCCGCCGAUGGCGCCUCGACGAGCUGCUCUGACGCUGACAGUGAGGAAGAAUGGAAGGCCAACUCCCAGUCCAAAGGCAAACGUAGCAGUAAGAAGAAGAAAAAGAAAAGGGUAGCAAUGCUGAAGAUUAAGCUUCCUCGUCGCCCAGUGGCUCCUAAACUCAACCCGACCAAAAAGAACAAGACUCAGAUCUGCUGCAAAGUCUGCGGCCGAGCCUUCCUGCUCGCUGUGUCGCUGGUCAACCACAUGGAGGCGCAUUCCAAGGAUGUCUGCGGUGUGUGCGGCGAGCGCUUCGACAGCGAGGAGUGCUUCGACGCCCACCUGAAGACGCACGUGAAGGCGGAGAGCUGCAAAGUCUGUGGGAAGUGCUUCUCUAGCUCCAGCGGCUUGGAGGUCCACAUGAGAAUCCACACGGGAGAGAAACCGUUCGUCUGCAGCGAGUGCGGGAAGUGCUUCACCACGAGGGCCAACAUGCUGCGCCACAGCCGGAUACACACUGGGGAGAAACCAUACACCUGCACAGUGUGCGGCCGCAGCUUCAAUGACUACACAACCCUGAAGCGCCACCUGUUCGUCCACUCCGUGAAGAACAGCAGCCUCGGUGAGUCUUCGCCGGAAAACGGCGGCAGGAGGAGUCCACCGGCAAGGAAACCACGGACGGCGUGUAAAGUCUGCGGCUUGACGUUCCACUCUGUGCUCUCCCUGCUGAAUCACAGCAAGAGGCACAAGACGGAGCUCUGCUGCGUGUGCGGGAAUCACUUCGACUCCCCAGAGAGCUUGGCAGAUCAUCUGGACUCCCACAAGAACGGGAAGGUGUGCGAGGUGUGCGGGAAGUGUUUCGACUCGCAGGGCCACCUGGAGAUCCACAUGAGGAUCCACACCGGGGAGAAGCCGUUCCCCUGCGCCGAGUGCGGGAAAUCCUUCACCACCCGGCCUCACCUGGUGCGCCACAGCCGGAUCCACACCGGUGAGAAACCCUACACUUGCAAUUUCUGCAGCAAAAGCUUCAACGAUUACACCACCCACAAGCGCCACCUGCUGAUCCACAUCAAAGACUGCAACCCAGGAAGCCCAACUGCAACACAGAGCGAAGAGACUGAGUCGUCUCCGCCACCAAAACGCCCGCAGGUGGCGUGUAAGGUCUGCGGAGCGACCUUCCGCUCCAUCGUCUCUCUGGUGAAUCACGCUAAGACUCACACCUCAGAGCUCUGCGGCGUCUGCGGGAACCAGUUCGACUCCAAGGAGAACCUGAAGCUCCAUCUGAAGACCCAUCUCAGCAAGCGGGUGUGUGACGUCUGUGGGAAGUGCUACGACUCGCAGGGCCACCUGAAGGUGCACUUGAGGGUCCACACGGGGGAGAAGCCGUUCAGCUGCAGCUACUGUGGGAAGUCUUUCAACUUCCGGCAGAACAUGCUGCGGCACGCCCGGGGCCACUCAGGGGAGAAACCACACGUCUGCACGGUGUGCGGCCGCGGCUUCAGCGACCGCAGCUUCCUGACGCAGCACCGCAACACGCACACCGGGGAGAAACGCCACCGCUGCCAGGUGUGCGGGAAGACCUUCAACCGGAAGACAUACGUCCGGCUCCACAUGAUGAAGAUCCACACUUCGGAGAAGUCCCGGAAAAAGCUGGAAGAUUGAGCCAGAACUGCCAAUCCAGCGGAGAAGUUUAGUCAUUUUUAGGAAUAAUUGGUGUUUGUGCAUUUCUGAAUGUAGAUUAAAAACUGUGACAACAUAAGAACAAACGUA
This is a messenger RNA of Poecilia reticulata (guppy), 2347 nucleotides long. RefSeq lists its product as uncharacterized. Gene Ontology annotation, biological process: regulation of transcription by RNA polymerase II. Lineage: Eukaryota; Metazoa; Chordata; Actinopteri; Cyprinodontiformes; Poeciliidae. Gene Ontology annotation, molecular function: DNA-binding transcription activator activity, RNA polymerase II-specific; RNA polymerase II cis-regulatory region sequence-specific DNA binding. Gene Ontology annotation, cellular component: nucleus. The record is from RefSeq and is a predicted model, not a curated record.